AUCCCUGCCCUGAGCAGAGUGUUAGUGCUGCCCACAGUGUUGCCAGGCAUCCCUGGAAGAGGAGGUGCAUUCAAACUUGGAGAGGCGAGCAAGGGGGGAGAAAAACUGGCCUGCGUGUGGUGUGCCUUUGUGUCUUACUGUUUGCCUUGUGCUCUUUCAGCAAGCCGAGAAAGGAAGCCCGCCAGACCUGGAGCUCAUCUGAAAUGCAUUAAACCCUGGAGAAGAACGAUCCUCUGUAAUCUGGCUGCGUAGACGCUCCACGGAGGGUUCCUAUUCGCUGUCCAACGUACACCCAUACAUGUAGCAGCAGCUCCUCCAAGAGUGUUUGUGUCUCCAGUCAAAAUAUUUUCCAGAGGGCAAGACUGCAGAGAGAGAGAGAGAGGGGGAGCAAUCAAGGCGCUUGAAGAAAUCCGUGCUUUCUCCAUAAAAACUUGGGGCUAAGAGUGACCAGACUGUUCCAGAGAUCCAGACUUCAAACGUAAACGUCAGCCCUGUCGUCCCUCUCGGUGUGCGCAGAGGAGGUGUCAGGGGAAAGUGAGCAGCGUUCACAUAAAUACAGGAAACACCUGAAGUUUUUCCAAGGAAAUACAUCUCCAAACAGACACACUCUGACAUAGAUCUUUGUAAGAAGCUCCCUGUUGUCUCGUUAGUCAAUCAACAUGUCACGCUGGGGGAGAAAGAAUGUGAAGAAGACGCCAGAGGUGAUCCGCACUGUGACAGAAGGGCUCAAGUCCUUGUAUCGUAAGAAGCUGCUGCCUCUGGAGGAGUACUAUGGUUUCCAUGACUUCCACUCUCUCAGUAUGGAGGAUGCAGACUUUGAUAAUAAGCCUAUGGUGCUGGUGGUGGGACAGUACUCUACUGGAAAGACAACGUUCAUCAAGUAUCUACUGGAGCAGGAUAUUCCUGGGAGCAGAGUGGGACCUGAACCCACCACUGACUGCUUCACUGCCAUCAUGCAUGGGGAGGUGGAGGGAGUCAUCCCCGGGAACGCCCUCAUCGUAGACCCCAACAAGCCUUUCCGCAAACUCAACCCUUUUGGAAACACGUUUCUCAACAGGUUCCAGUGCGCCCAGAUGCCCAACCAGGUCCUGGAGAGCAUCACCCUAAUUGACACCCCGGGGAUCCUGUCCGGUGCUAAGCAGAGAGUGUGCCGAGGUGAGGGAAAGAACAAAGGCUAUGACUUCCCAGCUGUGCUGCGCUGGUUUGCGGAGCGCGUGGACCGCAUCAUCCUGCUCUUCGAUGCCCAUAAACUGGAGAUAUCGGACGAGUUCGCCGAGGCUAUCGGUGCCCUGAAGGGCAACGAGGACAAGCUGCGCGUGGUGCUCAACAAGGCGGACAUGGUGAGCACCCAGCAGCUGAUGAGAGUCUACGGUGCACUCAUGUGGUCCCUGGGGAAGGUGUUUGGCACUCCGGAGGUUCUGCGCGUCUACAUUGGCUCCUUCUGGUCCGAGCCACUGAUGGUUACAGACAACCGGAAGCUGUUUGAGCUGGAGGAGGAAGAUCUGUUCGCUGACAUCCAAAACCUUCCUCGCAAUGCAGCUCUGCGCAAGCUCAAUGACCUGGUCAAGAGGGCACGUCUUGUUAGGGUCCAUGCCCACAUCAUCAGCUACCUGAAGCAGGAAAUGCCUUCUGUCUUCCGGAAGGACAAUAAAAAGAAGAAUCUGAUCUACCAGCUGCCAGUGAUUUUCUCUAAGAUCCAGCUGCAGCACAACAUUUCGGCUGGCGACUUCCCAGAUUGUGCUAAAAUGCAGGAGCAACUGAUGGUUCAUGAUUUCACUAAGUUCAAAAGCUUGAAGCCUAACCUGAUGGCGGCCUUGGAUGAGUUGCUCGCUGCCGACAUCUCCAAACUGAUGCCCCUCCUGCGGCAGGAGGAGCUGGAGGCAGGCGAGCAACUAGGUGUGCAGGGUGGAGCCUUCAUUGGGAACCGUGCUGGACCAUUCGGAGAGGGCGACCCCUUUUCGCAGGAGAACGGAGAGGGAUGUGAGGAGGAGGAGGACUGGGUGGUGACCAAAGACAAGCCCAAAUACGAUGAAAUCUUCUACAACCUCGCUCCCAAUGAGGGCAAGCUGAGCGGCAACAAGGCUAAGGACUGGAUGGAGAGCUCCCGCCUGCCCAACUCGGUGCUGGGUCGCAUCUGGAAGCUGUCGGAUGUGGACCACGACGGCAUGCUGGAUGAUGAAGAAUUUGCCCUGGCCGGCCACCUGAUUGAGGUCAAGCUGGAGGGCCAUGGUCUGCCCCCUGAGCUUCCCACGCAUCUGAUCCCACCCUCCAAACGCAGGCAGAAGGGCUCUGAUGCAUAGACACGUCACAUAGUCCCUGGAGCUGAGAGAGACUCUUCUCUAUUGGCUGUGCUACUGUUGGUAUUUGCUCUCUCUCUC
Anarrhichthys ocellatus (wolf-eel) is the source of this 2378-nucleotide messenger RNA. It is a transcript of the gene ehd2b, whose product is annotated as EH-domain containing 2b. Gene Ontology annotation, molecular function: GTP binding; calcium ion binding; protein binding. The coding region runs from base 660 to 2300 and encodes 546 amino acids. The transcript is spliced from 7 exons. Gene Ontology annotation, biological process: endosomal transport; endocytosis. The record is from RefSeq and is a predicted model, not a curated record. NCBI's taxonomy places the organism in Eukaryota, Metazoa, Chordata, Actinopteri, Perciformes, Anarhichadidae. Gene Ontology annotation, cellular component: cytoplasm; plasma membrane.